CCAAUACAUAUUUUUAUCUUCAUUGUCACCAAUGAGUACAACCACCCGCAACACCCGUCGCCGAUCUCUCAUGGUUUAACUUGAUUCUCUCUUAUCUCUAUGGAUGAAUCAAGGCCAUAAGCGCAUUAUACCAAGCGCAAUUGUUAACUUAGCCCUCGUCUUACUUCUUACAUAGUACCAUUCGUAUUCGUCACAACAUAUAAUUCCAACUUCGAACUUGAAUCCUCUAAAGAUGGAGGCCGCCUCCGCUCGAGCUGCGGCUAGGGACCGCUGGAGCGAAAUGGGUUUCCCACGACCCUCGCAACUUCAACGGUUCAUAGCUACCGCCUGUAGUCCCGAAAAUUACGAACCGAAUCUUGCUUUAAAUCUCGAGAUAUCCGAUCUGAUCAACAGUAAAAAAGGCACCGCACCUCGAGAAGCUGCCGUCGCUAUCGCGAACUACAUCAACUCUCGCAAUCCCAACGUUAGCCUUUUAGCCUUGAAUCUCCUCGACAUCUGUGUCAAAAAUUGCGGUUACCCUUUUCAACUUCAGAUCAGCACUAAAGAAUUCUUGAAUGAACUUGUUAGGCGGUUCCCCGAAAGACCCCCGCUCCGCUAUACCAAAGUCCAAUCUAAGAUCCUGGAGGCUAUCGAAGAAUGGAGAAGCACUAUAUGUGAGACGAGUCGGUACAAGGAAGACUUGGGUUUUAUUCGAGACAUGCACCGCUUGUUAAGCUACAAGGGCUACCAUUUCCCCGAAGUUCGAAGAGAUGAUGCUGCUGUUUUAAACCCCAGCGAUAACCUCAAAUCUGCCGAGGAAAUGGAGGAGGAGGAGCGAGAAGCGCAGUCCGCUAAGCUGCAAGAGCUAAUCAGACGGGGCGCCCCCGAGGACCUACAAGAAGCCAACCGUCUUAUGAAGAUCAUGGCUGGUUUCGACACAAGGUCCAAGACAGACUACCGAGCAAAGGCCGCCGAAGAGGUUGGCAAGAUCCAGGCCAAAGCCCGGAUAUUGGAGGAAAGGUUGGAAGCUUUCAAGCCAGGCGACUCCAUGAAGGAUGGUGAUGUUUUUGAGGAACUCGCUUCGGCCCUGCAAAGCGCGCAACCCAAGAUCCAAAAGAUGUGCGAAGAAGAGUCCGAUGACCACGAAGCGGUUGCUAAGUUGUUCGAGAUCAACGAUAGUAUACACCGGACCGUUGAACGAUGGAAGCUUCUCAAGAAGGGGGACAUUGAAGGCGCAGCCAAAAUCGCCCAGGGCGCACCUAUUCCGAGCUCAUCUACAAAGGCGGGAAAGUCGGCAUCGGCCGCAAACGAAUUGUCGCUGAUAGACUUUGAUGGGGAUGCUAGCGCGAACGGUUCCGGCGAGAAUGCUGGUGGAUCGAAUUCACAAGCUGGUGGACUAGAGAAUGACCUCCUAGGUCUGUCUCUUGGAGAUAGUGGAAGUAGUAGUAACAGUUUUGGUCAAGGAGGUGGAAUCUCUCUUGGUUUUGGGGCAAACCAAAAUGUCCCAGGACCUGCUUUACUCUCCUCUAUAACCCAAAACAACAGCGCGAAAAGCCCCGUACCAAGCCCUACGCCUCCAGCGUUCUCUCCCUUCUCCGGGUUCAUAUCACCUCCUACAGGUUCUCAGUCCAGCACCCCUCAGCCAUCUUUGGGUCAGCAAUCUUCGUUCUCCAGGCCACCACCGCUAAAUGCAGCCCUCGCCAACGAUCCUUUUGCUGCUCUCGCCUCUCCUCAAUUUUCAUCUAAGCCAUCUACGCCCAAGCCUGUAGCACCGGCAGCGACAAAUGAUGAUGACGAAUGGUCCUUUUCAUCUGCAUUACCAGCCGAGCCUUCAUUGCCUAAGGAGCACAAAGCCACCAUCAAAAGUAGUCCCUUGGUGAUCGAACUUGGCGCUCGGAGAUCACAGACACCUAGUGCUAUACGUCUACUCUUCGUUUUCUCUAAUGCGACCUCAGCGCCUAUAAGCGAUCUUCAUUUUCAAAUUGCCGUAACCAAGGGCUACGAACUCAGUCUAGAGCCGCAAACAGGCCGUUCCUUACAACCCAUGCAGAGGUCAGGCGUUACACAGUCCGUCGAGGUAUUCCACGCGGGUGAUAAAGCCAAGAAAGUAGAAAGCAUCAAGCUACGGUGGAGAGCCAGUUACUCGUUAGGUGGUGCGCCAAAGAGCGAGAUGGGCGAGAUACCCGAGUUUGGCAUCGCGUGAUUUUUUAUUUCGCAAGACAUCCAUGCAUGGCUUACGUGCCUUGGGCUGGAGGGCUAGGGAUCG
Messenger RNA from Hypoxylon fragiforme, 2245 nucleotides. RefSeq names its product VHS-domain-containing protein. Gene Ontology annotation, biological process: Golgi to vacuole transport; Golgi to endosome transport; protein transport to vacuole involved in ubiquitin-dependent protein catabolic process via the multivesicular body sorting pathway. Bases 233 to 2182 code for a protein of 649 amino acids. Gene Ontology annotation, cellular component: trans-Golgi network. The record is from RefSeq and is a predicted model, not a curated record. The transcript has 4 exons. Lineage: Eukaryota; Fungi; Ascomycota; Sordariomycetes; Xylariales; Hypoxylaceae. Gene Ontology annotation, molecular function: phosphatidylinositol binding; ubiquitin binding.